AUGCGUUUCUCCAACCUCUUCUCCGCCACGGCCAUCGCCUUGGCCAGUAUGGCCACCGCUCUGCCCUCCUCACAACAUGGCAACGAUAACAACGGCAACGGCAACGGCAAUGGCAAUGGCAACAGUGGACAAUGCAUUCCCUACGACACUGCUGUCCAAGUCGUCAACGCCUUCGUUUCCACAUUGACCGCCUUCAACGCCGACGUGGCCACCAACCUUCUAGCUCCAGACUUCACCGACACCUCGGACUCGAUCAAUUUCCUGGCCGGCAUCCCCUUGGGAUCCGUGACAUUUCCAUCUCCAGCAGCAUACAUUGCCGGCCAGGGCGCCCAGCCUCCCAUUGGUAUAGACAUUCUCAACAUCGACGCCGUGACGUGUCAGGGAGUCAUUGUGUUUCGAUGGGUUGCCACCGUGGGGCUCAACGUCGACCCUGUCAAGGGUAUCUCCGUGCUGUAUACCGUCAAGUCUGGAUCUAAUGCCAAUACCGUCGGUCCGAACGGGUAUCAGUUGGAGACGCUGUACAGCGAGUUCAACUCGGCUGCCUGGGUUUUGGAUAUUGGAGGGACUUGUGCUCCUCCUGCGGCGCCGGGGCGUUUGUUCAGGCUGUGA
Exophiala dermatitidis NIH/UT8656 is the source of this 609-nucleotide messenger RNA. RefSeq lists its product as uncharacterized. The coding region runs from base 1 to 609 and encodes 202 amino acids. The transcript has a single exon. The record is from RefSeq and is a predicted model, not a curated record. NCBI's taxonomy places the organism in Eukaryota, Fungi, Ascomycota, Eurotiomycetes, Chaetothyriales, Herpotrichiellaceae.